This is a messenger RNA of Rhipicephalus sanguineus (brown dog tick), 1039 nucleotides long. Its product is annotated as pupal cuticle protein Edg-91. The transcript has 5 exons. The record is from RefSeq and is a predicted model, not a curated record. Bases 106 to 906 code for a protein of 266 amino acids. Lineage: Eukaryota; Metazoa; Arthropoda; Arachnida; Ixodida; Ixodidae.
GCUUUUGCAAUUUUUUGGCGAUAUAAGCCUGCGAAAAGCUCUAGCCGGGAUUGCCUGCCAUCGUAGAUCAGCCAUCGAAGAGAUACCCCAACCCAGUCCCACAAUAUGAAAGCCUUCAUCGCUAUUUGCCUUCUUUCGACUGCCGUCUUGUCAAGUGCGCGGAGAGGACGGCUGGGCACUGACCUAAAUGCUGGAGGCAGAGCAAACGCUAACCUCUAUGCCGGCGUUGACAGAGUUGGUCCUAGCGGAGCCCCAGGCUUUACCGCCUCAGUUGGUGGAACGGCGGGCUUGAACGUCGGUGGAACUGCUGGUGUGGGAGUAAGGAGCCAAGGCUAUGGUUAUCCUGGAUGGAAUACCGGUUUCGGUAGUUAUGGUGGUUAUGCAGGUUAUCCUUAUGGUGGAUACGGAGGUUUCGGAUCUUCGUACGGGGGCGGAUACGGCGGUGUAUACAAUGGUGGAUACAAUGGUGGAUACGGCGGUGGAUACGGCGGUGGAUACGGCGGUGGAUACGGCGGUGGAUACGGCGUGUACCCUGGUUAUGGCUAUGACAAUGGCUAUGGCUAUGGCUAUGGCAAUGUGUAUCCAAACAGUGGAUACUACACCGUGCCUAGCUUCACUAGUGGCUAUACAAGUGGCAACGCUGGUGGCACUGCUGGUGGCAGCAACGGAGUCUAUUACACUUAUCCUGAACUAUCUGGAACCUCUGGUUUGGGUAGCUUUGGCACGGCACGAGGAGGUGUUGGAGCCUCUGGAGUCACCGGUACCACUGGCCCCGCUGGUUCCGCUGGCCCCGCUGGCCUCACUGGUUUCGCUGGCCCUGUUGGCUCCGUUGGCUCCGCUGGGACCGGCGCCGGCAUGGGUGUUUCAGCUGGCAGUGCACCAUCUGCUACCACUUCAAGAUCAUAAACCCCCAGACACCGCUACAUCAAGAAUUACGGAGGUCCUCAAACAUGUCAUGCUAGAGACUUUAAAGAAUUGUGCUCUAAAAGCAAGCAGCCUUCGUCAGAUCAUGUUCAAUAAAGCUGGAACACGAACCCCA